Molecule: messenger RNA, 1332 nt
Organism: Etheostoma cragini (Arkansas darter)
Lineage: Eukaryota; Metazoa; Chordata; Actinopteri; Perciformes; Percidae
Gene: igfbp5a
Product: insulin-like growth factor binding protein 5a
Exons: 4
Coding region: 489-1295 (268 amino acids)
Biological process (GO): regulation of insulin-like growth factor receptor signaling pathway
Cellular component (GO): extracellular region
Molecular function (GO): insulin-like growth factor II binding; insulin-like growth factor I binding; fibronectin binding
Source: RefSeq, a predicted model, not a curated record
CGUUGUUUGACAUACGCAUCGUUGUAAGCUUCGCCCCUGGCAGUUUCUUUUUUAAAAGGCAAGCUCAAAGCCACAGAGUAGACAUUUGGCUUACAACCCGUGCUGGUAAAAUAACCUUCAGAGAGUGCAACAGCGGGAAUCAGGCUUUUUAGCUCUCAUUUGGAGACGAACUGCUUGCGCGUAAACGGCACCGUGCAUCACCAAAGGGAGAGAUCCGAGGUGUCGGGAUACUUUUCUUUCUUUUUUACAUUUUUUUUUAUUUGUGACUGCGGGGUUGAAGGACAGCGCCAGGGGAGCAGAGUGAGUGCCUUUGGGGAUUGCGAGCAUCGGUGACAUUUGGGACUUAAGCGAGCAAGGCACCUGUGGAUGCAACAACCCUCUGGUGUUCGGACUCAAAUCGUUUGCAAAGAAAGGAUUCACCGCAAGAUAUAAUUGCCAAUCGUUGCGGUUUCGAUCAAACAGCCUGCAGUUUAGACAAGAAGCGCGCCAUGCACUUGAGUGUUUCCGUCCUGGUGGUUCCCGUGCUGCUGAGCAUAACCGGCUGCGGCUCGUCGUACGUGCCGUGCCAGCCGUGCGAUCAAAAGGCCCUGUCCAUGUGUCCGCCGGUGCCGGUGGGUUGUCAGCUGGUGAAGGAGCCCGGCUGCGGCUGCUGCCUGACGUGCGCGCUCGAAGAGGGCCAGCCGUGCGGCGUGUACACCGGGCCGUGCACGCGCGGGCUUCGCUGCCUACCCAAGAACGGCGAGGAGAAGCCGCUGCACGCGCUCCUCCACGGACGGGGGUUGUGCAGGAACGAGAAGUUGUACAAACUGCUGCAUUCGUCCAAAGACGGAGAAUCUCAUGAUGGCGCCAUGUUACGCAUCCCAGAGUCAAUGCUGCCCCAAACCAAGGUGCCAAUAUAUGGAGGAGAACACAUCAGCAGUCUCAAGGCCCAGGCCAUGAAGCAGGCCAAGGACCGCAAGAAGCAGUUGGCCAGGCCGGGACCCGCGAGCAAUCUGAACUUUCCCCCGCUCAGGGUGGAUAAACUGGAGCCUGCGUUGGGCCCCUGCAGAAGAAAACUGGACAAUCUCAUUCAAAGCAUGAAGGACACUUCCAGGAUCUUUGCUCUCACUCUGUACAUCCCCAACUGUGACAAGAAGGGCUUCUUCAAACGCAAACAGUGUAAGCCAUCCCGUGGUCGGAGGAGGGGGAUCUGCUGGUGCGUGGACCGGUUUGGCGCAAAGAUCCCCGGCAGCAACUACGCCGGAGGAGACCUCCAGUGCCAAGAUCUGGACAGCAGCAGCAACAGCAACGAAUGAGAGUGCACCGGUUGUUCCCGUUGAGCCCUGUUCCUCU